This is a messenger RNA of Closterium sp. Naga37s-1, 7986 nucleotides long. The record is from the annotation of a GenBank genome assembly. NCBI's taxonomy places the organism in Eukaryota, Viridiplantae, Streptophyta, Zygnematophyceae, Desmidiales, Closteriaceae.
AUGACGUUCCUUUCAGACCUAGAUUCGUCGGAGUUAGUACCACCGGAGUUCCUGUGUCCGCUAUCAGGCGCCAUCAUGCGCGACCCGGUCAUCGCGCCCACCGGCCAGUCGUACGAUCGCGCAAGCCUUGACCACUUUCGCGCGCGCGGCGGCCGCUUCUGCCCCAAGACGGGGGCGUUGCUCGCGGACUGCGCGCUCAUUUCCAACGACGCGCUCCGCCAGCUCAUCGCCGCCUGGUGCCUCUCCCACGCCACGCGCGUCCCUUCCCCUCCUUCUCCCCCUCCUCCGCUUAUCUCCGCGUCGCCCCUCGGCGCCUCUCCCGCCGUCCUCCCCGUGCGCUCAGCGCCAGCCGUCAUCAACGGGCUCGCCUCUCCCCCUGACUGCGCGCCCUCCUCGCCGCUGCGCUCGCCCCUUUCUCCGCUGCAGCGCCGUUAUUCCUUUCAACCAAGCCGCAGCGCCUCCGCUUGCAGGGGGCACGGGGACGAACAGCCGGCGUCAGACGCGGCGAGCUUGGCGAUUCCGCGGCACGUGAUGGGCGCGGGCAGCAGCGGCAGGUCGCUGUGUCGCACCAUCUCGCCUCUCUCCGAGACCGCGUCGCUCGACUGGGCCGCCGCCAGCAGCGCCGCCAGCAGCCCCUCCACGCCCCUCCGCGCCUCCCGCCACCGCCACAACCACCAGCUCGCCGCCACGUCACAGGACGACGCAAAUGACGUGGCGCUCAACUCGUACCUCUCCGCUAGCGCAUCGUUCUCGCGCCUGCAGCAGUCGAAUCCCAACUCGCCACGUGGCAGUCGCCGCCGCAGCAAGGACACGCCUGUGCGAGAGAUGCGGCCAUUCGUGGACGCACUGCAGGAUGCUGACGUGGCAGUGAGGCGGGUCGCCGCGGAGGCCAUCCACGUGGCAGUGAAGGAGGGGGAGGAGAACCGCACGCGGGUGGUGCAGGCGGGCGGCGUGGCGCCGCUGCUGGCGGCGGCGGGAUGCGAGGACCAGGGCACGGCACAGCGCGCAUGUGCUGCCCUGCUGUACGUGUCACUGGAACGUGAAGGGGCGAGGGAGGUGGUGGCGCGUGGAGGCAUCCCCAUUCUGGUAGAUGUGCUGCGGCCGGCAGGAGAGGUGGGUGGGCAGGGCGAGGCGGCUGAAGCCACCAGGGCCAACGCAGCCGCGGCGCUCUUCACUCUCUCGUCCACCAAGGAGGAGCGCAAGCGCCUUGUGUGCUCUGCUGGUGCCGUGCCGCACCUCGUGCACCUCGUGCAGACGGCACACACGCCUCGAGCGCUCAAGGACGGGUGCCUGGCGCUGUACGGGCUGGUGGGGUUGCAGCAGGCGGCAGAGCAGGCAGUGGCGCUGGGAGUGGCGGCGACGGCAGUGGGGCUGCUGGAGAGGCACGGCGAGGGCGUGGAGGAGAAGGCAGUGUCGCUGCUGGCCGUACUGGCUCGCUCUGACAUGGGUGUGGCAGCCAUUGCGGACGAUGAGGAUGCGGUGUGCGCGCUGGUGGAUGUGAUGGAAGGCAGCUCGCAGCAUGCUGCUGACAAAGCAGCGUGCACUCUGCUGGCCAUGGCACGGCAUGGAGGGGAUGCCAUGGCUCGGAGAAUAAUGGCCGAGGGGUGCCUCCCUCCACUGGCCAAGCUUGCAGCAAAAAGUCAGGCAAGCUCUGAUUCCCGUGCUCUGUUGGACAUUCUUAGGAAUGUAACGCCGCCAGCGAUGCCCAACGCGACGUACCGCUUGAGGCAGCCGACGCGGUACGGCAAGCAGCCGGCAGUACCCUCGGAGUUCGUGUGUCCGCUGUCGCUGCAGCUGCUCACCGACCCGGUCAUCACGGCGUCGGGCCUCACCUUCGAACGCGCCGUCAUCCAGAAAUGGUACCGCGACGGCAACCGCAUAUGCCCCGUUACCGGAUCGCGUCUAGACCAUUACCGGCUGUUUCCGAACCAGGCGGUUCGGCAGCUUAUCACGCAGUGGUGCGACGCGAAUGCCGUGCCGUACGCACCGGGCGUGCUGUGCGUGCGCGUGGACCCGCAGGGGCAGCAGGGGACGGGUAGCUUCAGGGAGCGCUCUUCCCAGUCGCGCCACGGCGGUCAGUCCUUAGCAGGCUCGGGCAAUGGCAGCUCUGGGAGGCAGCCGCUUGCGAACGGCGUAUAUCAGCAGCAGCAGCAGCAGCAACAGCAGCAGCAACAGCAACAGCAGCAGCAGCAGUCUCGGUUGCAACAACAACAGCAACUCCGCCAAUUCCGCGCGCAAGAGGCGGAGCUGCUUUCUCCGCGUAGCGGGCGCGAUAGCAACCACAGCUCCCCGGGCGCACACUCCGCGUGUGCCGGUCUCCCGCCCCCAGGGCCCUCCUCCAAUCUCUCUCAGCGCCCCUUCACUCCCCCCGGCACUCCGCCCAAAAGCCCACGCUCUGCAGCCCCUUUUUCCACUCUUCCCGGCGCCUUUCAGCGCCCGCGGACUCCCCCAUCGGGGGCGGACGACCGACCGUUCUCCCCUGCUGGCGGGGAAAGUGUUCCGCGCAACCACCCUUCCGCGUCCCUUGCCGUUUCAAGAUCGGUGUCGAGCGGGGGAUCCGUGCAGCGCAUCGCGUCGGGGAAUGGCGCACAGGCGGUGCGGGGAUCCCCCGCUGGCGCAAUGGUUCCGCGCACAGCCUCAGGGGGAGGGGCAGUGCUGCGAGUGGUGUUGGGCGGGGGGGUGCCACGCGUUUCUUCAGCUGACAGUCCCCGCGCGCGCAUUUCCUCCGCGGAGCGGAUAGGUUCCAGUCCCCUGUCUGGGGACGAGCUGGGGGGAGCAGGCGCGCGGAGACAAGCAGGCGCGCCUCCCAAUGGCGCAGGGCCUCCGCAGCGGCGGCAGGCGGCGGGGCCGAGACAUAGGGGGAGCCAGUCGCAGGUUCUGCGGGUGCUGGGGCAGGACGGCGCGGGGGAUAGCGGCUCCUCGGGUCUUGCGCGCUCGCACUCGCUGCAACCCAAGGCGGACGAUAUCGAAUCGCUCCUUAACGCGUUAGAGGACGACGAAUCGGACGGCUACGAGUCGGGUCAAUCCGACGCGCUCUGGCGUUCCAACGAGCCGCUCCCAGUGCCCCGCGUCGCCAGCCUGGGGGGGAGGGGGGCUGCGCGGGGUCCUGGCGCGGGGAGGGGGGGAACUGGAGCGGGCAGGGGAGGGCGGGGAGGGAGAGGGUCGAUGGCGGAUGGAGUAGGGCGGUCGGACAGCUUAGAGCGCGGAAUGAUGCGCGCGAAGCAGCAGGGCCACGCGGGCGCACACGCGGACGGGUCGCUCCGUCUGCUCAACGGCCGCAACGGCAUUCCGUCAGGAAAGCGACCCGUGCAGGGGGGUAGCGGCGAUGGGGGGAACGCGGAGAGCGGGUUGCGGCGCACGUCGUCGCUGCAGUCGCAGGGGCUGCUGUCGGCGAGUCUGGGCAGUCUGGGCCUCGACGCCACGCGCGACUCCUUCCGCGGCGCCGUCGACGACCUCGUGCCGCGCAGAUCCGCGGGCGCGGGGGCGCGUGGGGAGGUGGCGCAGUCGCGGUUCGCGGGGGAGAGUGGCGGGGAGUCGUCGUCGGAGAGGGAGGCGCGGAGGGGCGCGCCUGGCCGGCCGGGGGGCGGCAUCCCGCCCGGCGCUAGGCUGCUGGCGGCGGGGCGCGCGAGCCAGUCGUUCCGCGACCGCGCGAGCAGCGACGGCAGCGACAGCGAGCUCAAGGCGGCGCUGCUCGGCGCCAUCCGCAGCUCCAGCGCCGGCAGCCCCGCCGACGCGCCCAUGGGGGGCGGGGGGGGCGGGGCUGUCGCGGGAGGUGGUGUGGGCGGAGGGGGAGGCGGUGCAGGGGGUGCGGUGGCGAGCGGGCGGGCGAACGCGCUGCGCAACAUGGGCGCGGCGGGCAUGCGGUCUGCGUCGUUCCGCAUGGGGCGAGAGCUCUCCAUCGACGUCAGCAGGGGCGCCCCUGCCACGGCGGGCGCGGGGGGCGGGGGCGCGGGAGGAGGGGGCGCGGGAGCUGGGGGCCCGAGGCUGACGGCGUCAGGCAGCCUGCGGAGCCCCGUGGGGUCAUCCUCCAUGCGCGUGUCGCGCGACGGCGCCAUGGGCGCCAGAGCCGCCGCCAUUGACGCCGCCCUGCGCGCCGCUGCUCUGCCGCGCAGCCCUGCUGGGCGCUCCUCGUCGUCACUUCCGCCCAUCCGCGACAGCAGCAGCAGCGGCGCAGCAUCAGGGGAGUUGGGAUGGGGUGCGCCUGGGGUUCCGCGCAGUCCGGGACGAGCAGCGCCCGCGGGCGGCAGGGAGGCGCCCAUUCCGCGCGCGGGUAGCCGGGAGGCCGCCAUGCACCACAGCGGCCCCCCUCUGGGGGACAGCCCCGCCAACGGCCACACUGCUCCCCCCUCCUCUGCGCGCCACCCCCCUCCGCCGCUCGCCCUGCGCCGCGACCUGUCCAUGGACACCUGGGCGCUCUCCUCGCACCUCCCCGCCUCCGCGCCCCCCGCCGCCGCGCCCCUCUCCCCCAUCCACUCGUCCGGGCCCCUCUCCCCCAUGCACGCAUCCGGCCCGCCCUCCCCCCGCCUCUCCUCCACACCCCUCUCCCCGCGCGCCUCCACGGGUCCGCGCAGCCCCGUGGGCGCGGGCGCGAGGGGCUUGGGGGGCCCGGGGGGCCCGCCGCGGUGGCGGCGGGACAGCAGCGUGGAGAGCAGCGGUGAUGCUGGCAGCGGCAGCGAGGGGCGCGAGCAGGGCGCGGGCAUGGGCGGGGGAGGCGGGGGGGGCGCGGGGGGAAGGAGUCCGCCAAUGCUGCAGCGCAGCCUGGGGCGGCGAGUGGCGGAGGAGGGCGCGCUGCUGCGCUCAGGGUCCAUUCAGAGCGUGCAGUCCGUGGGGCAUGCGGGCGCGGGGGGGCAGCACAGGCACGCGCAGGGGCAGGCGCAUGAGAGCAUGGGCGCGAGUGACACGGACGACCCGUUCCUCUCCGCCCUCUCUAGCGUUCGGCGCGAGCAGCAGUUGUGGGGCGAGGGGGGAAUGAGCGGGGGAGAGGAGGGUGGGGCGGGGGGGCAGAUGGGCGCGGCAAGGGGGAGGGGCCAGCAGAGGGGGGCGUCGAGCUUGGCGCAGUCGGAGGGGGAGGGGCGCGGGGGGAGCGACUGGGAGAGCGAUGGGUCGUCCGUGCGCCACAGGAGGGCAGCAGGGGCAGCGGCGGGAGGGUCACGACUAGGUAACAGGGAGGCAGGGGGAGGAGCAGGGGCGGGCACGAGUUCAGGGCGCAACCUGGGAGGGGCGGGGCAGGGGAGGCGGCAGCUGCAGCGGGGGUCGUCACAGACGGACAAUCGGGGGCUGGGCCGGGCGGCACACAGGGCGCUGCACACCACACCGCUCGACCCCACAGGGCCGCCCUCAGGCAUGCCCCUUUCGGGCGGCGCGCAGGGGCUGCGGCGCGCGUCCUCAUUGGCUGUGGUGGGCGGCAGCGGGCGGCAGCAGGGGAUGGAGGGAAUGGAGGGGAUGGAGGGGAUGGACGGUUCAGAGGGGUUCCACGAGGUGGUGAGAGAGAUGAAGGCAGAGGGUGGGCGGGUGGGAGGAGGUGUGCGGCGCGGGGAAGCAGCAGCGCCGGAGCUGUCAGCAUCGCACCGCAGAGUGGCGUCGCUGGCAGUGCAGAGCCGCAGCAGCAGCAGCAGCAGCAUCGCCCUGGGAGGGGGUGGUCCCAUGGGCAGCUCAGGAGAGGGCCGUGCCGUGUCCCGGCGCCUCAGCGGUGGCAGCGGUGGCGGGCUGUCCUCCCGACGCUCCGACUACUCCCUGCCUCCUGAUGCGUCCGCUCUGCUGGACGAGCUCGAUGGGUCGGAUGGUAGUGAGGGGGAUGUGGGGGAUGUGGGGAACAUGGGGGACCGGCGGGUGCAUGGGCAUGGGGGGUACGAGGCCAUGCAGGGGAAUGGCGGCAGUGGUCACAUGCCACCGCAUCAACUGCAGCAGCAUGCGCAGCAGCAACAGCAGCAGCAGCAGCAGCAGGGGCAGGGACAUGGGCAUGGGCAUGGGCAUGGGCAUGGGCAGGGGCAUGGGCAUGAGCAUGAGCAUCAGGAGGAGGCACCACAGCCACGAGUGGGCAGGGUGGGCGGCACCUUUGCCUGGCUGCGAGAGGCCCUCCGCAGCCCCCUCAAGAGCCCCAAACCCGCUGCCCCUGCCCCCACCGCCCCCGCCCCCCACUCCGCCCAAUCCAUCCCGUUGAGUCCCCGUUCCGCCCAACCCCCCCUGCCCGCGUGGGGCGCGGGGGUGCGCCCGUCCACCCCCCCUCAGGGCGCGGCAUACGGCAAGAGCGCCAGUGUUGAGACGUCUCAAAAGGCGUACGGCAAGAGCGCCACUGUGCCCGCGCCUGAGCGCCGCAGCCUGUGGGGGGAGGCCAGGCGCGCCGUGGGGCUGGGGGAGGGCGGAGGGGGCGACGGGGGGAAGGGGGAGGAGGUGUUCCGGCGGUCGUCGUCUGAUCAUGGCGAGCAGGACGCGGUGGCCGCCAUGCAGUGGGCGCAGGGGGAGCGGGGGGAGCGGGGGGAGGAGGCUGACGGGAGGGUGGAUGGGGGGCGCAGUGGAGGGGGUGCGAGAGGCGGGCAGGGGGUGCGGGGGCCGCAGGGAAGAGGGGUGGCGGCGGGGGGGAGGGAGGUGGGCGAGGGGAGAAGUGGGAGUCAGGGCAGCAGUGGGCACGAGGGGAUGAGGGAUGGGGGAAGGGGAGCAGGUGGACGGGGGUUGGGGGGAGGCGCAGGCAGAGGAGGGGGGCGAGGCGGGGAGGGGGGUGCAGACGGGGGAGGAGGGGGUGGGCGGGGGCAGGGAUGGGCCAAGGUGCGUGCCGUGUUCCCCCUGCAUGGGGAGGGCGCAGGGCGGGGGGCUGGAGGGAGAGGGCCGGGCAGAGGGAUGGGCGAUGGGGGAAGAGGAGGUUCUGGGAGAGGAGACGGGGGAAGGGGAACCGGGGGAAGAGGAGGAGCAGGAGCAGGGCCGGGAGUAAGACAGGGCGGUGCAGGGGGGCCGGGAGGGGGAAGAGAGGGUGGGGACUCGGGUCGGCUGUCCCUAGAGCGCACGUCAUCACUGUCCUCCAACCACCACGCCGUAGCCGCAGCCGAUUCCCACAGGGACGUCGACGGCUCCUCAGCCCAUCCCCUCUCCUCGCUGGCAGCAGCAGCAGCGGCAUCGCCCCCGGACAUGGUGACGUUGGUGCGGGCGGUGGCGCAUGGGGGGGAGGCGGAUCGCAUGGAGGCAGUGGCGGCCAUCAGGGCGCUGGUCAAGGGCAGCCGCGACAACAAGUCACGCCUCAUUGCCGCAGGGGGCGUGCCCGCGCUUGUGCGUGUGCUGCGCCAUGCGCACCCCGCCAUCAAGGAGCAUGCGGUUACCGCCAUUCUGAACCUCUCCCUCGUGCCCGGUGCACCCGCUAUUAUCGCCUCGGUGGGUGGGAUCGACGCCGUGGCGGGCGUGCUGCAGUCGGGCUCGCAGGUGGCCCGGGAGAACGCCGCAGCGGCGCUCUUUGCCCUCUCAGUGGACGACGGCAACCAGUGUCUGGUGCGGCGGGCAGGGGCGGUGCUGCCACUGGUGGACGUGCUGCGUUCAGGCAGCACGCGCGGGCGCAAGGACGCUGCUCUCGUGCUCUUCAACCUCUCGCGUGACCAGCGCAGCCGUGCUGAGAUCGUGGCGGCGGGGGCGGUGGCGGUGCUGGUGGGCAUGCUGGGCAGCGAGGAGGGAGGGCUGGAGGAGAAGGCCAUGGCAGUGCUGGCGAACCUGUGCCGCAUGCCCGAGGGCUGUGAUGAUGUGCUAGACCUGCCGGGAGCCAUCCCCACGCUGGUGCGCGUGGUGGCGCAGGGGUCACAGCGCGCCAAGGAGGACGCGGUGAUGACGCUGCUGAUGCUGGCGAAUAGUGAGCCGGCGAGCUGCCAUGCGAUGCUGGCGGAGAGCAUGGUGCCGGCGCUGCAGCAGGUGGCGCAGACGGGGUCCCAGCGCUCCAAGGGCAAGGCCAGGGCGCUGCUGGACCUGCUCAGGAGCCAGGCGCAGCGCGGCAGAGGGGGGGCAGACAGGUGA